Messenger RNA from Peronospora farinosa, 408 nucleotides. The record is from the annotation of a GenBank genome assembly. NCBI's taxonomy places the organism in Eukaryota, Oomycota, Peronosporomycetes, Peronosporales, Peronosporaceae.
AUGAAGCAGCAAUCUAAUAAUAGUAGUCAGAACGCCGCCGCUAGUAAUCAGCAAAGCGGCCAGCAGACACAGCAGCAAUUGGGACAGCAGCAACUGGGACAGCAGGGGCCCUCGCGGGCGCAGCAAGGAAUUCCGAAUUCCAGCCUGUCCAUUAAUUCCGGUCUAAGUUUGGGGCUGGAUGACUCACUCUAUGGCAGCUUGACGAACGAGUUGUUACAAAUGCCGACACCCUCUGGAACUUCUUCAGGAGGGCUCAUGGACUUUUCAAACACAUUAUCACCCACUAGUUUUGGUGGCAUGGACCUGCUUGAUUGGGACGACGGUGCAACAUCUGGUCAAGGCACGUCAGGUCAGAACAAUACCACUGGCGACACGUCGGAUCUCAUGACAUUUGUGGAGACGUUGUAA